AUGAGCGUCGCUGCCGUCGAGUGCGCGCACUCCCUGGAGGCCAUCGUGAAGGCGUCCAAGCUCCUCGCUCACCAAGUGUCUCAGACGUACUUCAUGGCCCUGUCCACGGCCAUCCUCGCGAGUGUGGCGAGGCUCUUCGCGUGCAACCUGCAUCUCGGGGGCAGGCUGCUGCUGGUUCACGGGGCCCUGCUACGCACUUUUCUCGUGAGUUUGACGGUGCUACAGCUGCACUCCAGGCAGAGUUUUGAGGGCAGUUGCCUACCUCCCUUCGGUUCCUGUUCCCACCCUUCGAAGUGAGUCAGCCGUGUGAUUCGGGUGCCCCCAAUCAAGCAGGAGCAUCGAUCCCCAGCUCAUGUCUUCUGUUCACUCUAAUCCUUCCCCUCCCGCGUGCUACCACUAUGCUUGUGUCGCUUCCGUCCGGCGCGAUGGUGGGUACUGCUGUGCCCAUCCUCUCGUCCAACCGUCUACCCAUCUGAUCAGGCGCAACCGUGUUUAUCGGAUAGCGUGUCAACGGCGGAGCUCGCGGAGUGUCGUGUACCCGAAGACACCGUGUCCUUCUUAUCUCGCCUUAGGUGUAGAUGCCGUUUGUUAGAUAUGCUUGCGGUUGGUGGUCUGCCGUAGCGGAUGAACCCUCCAUUUUUUUUAUGUGGUGUGUUUGGCCUUUAGGGCAAGAGGAGGAAUUGCUAGCGCCGUAUGACCUCUAGGUGUUUGUGGAUAGCGGUGGCAUCAGACACGAACGAUCAUGUGACCCAGGAGGCAUCUUGCACUAGCACUCGAGCAGUGCCUAUGGAAACCUGCACGUGAUACCUUGUGUGGAAGUCAGAUGUCGUGGUGCUCGCAUUGGCCAGCUUUUUGACACGUAUGAUG
Ectocarpus sp. CCAP 1310/34 is the source of this 867-nucleotide messenger RNA. The record is from the annotation of a GenBank genome assembly. Lineage: Eukaryota; Phaeophyceae; Ectocarpales; Ectocarpaceae.